This is a messenger RNA of Cucurbita pepo subsp. pepo (vegetable marrow), 881 nucleotides long. The record is from RefSeq and is a predicted model, not a curated record. NCBI's taxonomy places the organism in Eukaryota, Viridiplantae, Streptophyta, Magnoliopsida, Cucurbitales, Cucurbitaceae.
AUUUACCAUCACUUGCCAAUCAUGGUACCGCUGCUGAACAAUUUCUGGGUCAAUCUCCUUCGUCUUCCCCAUUCUCUGUAAUUUGAUCGGCGCGCCACUCAGGGGCAACUUUCCGCUGUAAAGGAGCAGAACCAACUGCAACGAACCAUUCCGAUUCGAAAUUCUUCCAUAGGUUUUCUUUCUUCUGUGGAAUAAUGGAUUUCGCCACUUUAUCCACUUUGAAUCCUGAACAGCUGACUGUAUUAGGAUCUGGAUUCUGCGUGAUGUUGACAAUGCAUUACACCGUGCAGUUAUUAUCUCAGCAUCUCUUUUACUGGAAGAACCCUAAGGAGCAAAAGGCCAUAGUUAUUAUUAUAUUAAUGGCUCCCUUAUAUGCACUUGACUCAUUUGUGGGUUUGCUACAUAUCAAGGGGAGCAAGGAAUUCUUCAUGUUCUUAGAUUCUGUUAAGGAAUGUUAUGAAGCUCUGGUAAUUGCUAAGUUCUUGGCUUUGAUGUAUAGCUAUCUGAAUAUAUCGAUGAGCAACAAUAUUAUUCCGGAUGAAAUCAAAGGAAGAGAAAUUCAUCAUUCGUUUCCAAUAACACUAUUUCAGCCUAAAACUGUCCGUUUGGACCAUCGGCAUCUAUUACUUCUCAAGCAUUGGACAUGGCAAUUUGUUGUCAUCCGCCCUGUUUGCUCUAUUUUGAUGAUAACACUGCAACUAUUGAGAAUGUAUCCUAGCUGGUUAAGAUGGACGGUUACCAUCAUCCUUAACAUUUCAGUUUCUCUGGCAAUGUACUCUCUGGUUGUCUUCUACCAUGUUUUCGCCAAGGAGCUUAAACCACACAAUCCAUUGGCCAAGUUCAUGUGCAUUAAAGGGAUUGUAUUCUUCUCCUAUUGGCAG